Molecule: messenger RNA, 924 nt
Organism: Rotaria sp. Silwood1
Lineage: Eukaryota; Metazoa; Rotifera; Eurotatoria; Philodinida; Philodinidae
Source: the annotation of a GenBank genome assembly
AUGAAUACAAUUUUUCGAAUUGGUACCGUUCGAAAACUUGACAAUAACCGUCCACUUUAUCAAGUUGAACUUAAGCUUACAUCAGACGAUGACCAAAAUCUUCAUCAACUAACUGAUCGCAUACACAAAGAAGUUUCAGGUUCAACAGGCUGGGACCGAUUGGGUCGAUUGCUGCUCAAAAUAGGCCAAUUCGACAAGGCCGAAGAGUUAUAUACAGCACUACUUGAGCAAACAUCAGACAACAGUGAAAAGGCACAUAUCUAUCAUAUGCUUGGAAUGCUGAAAACAUAUCAAGGACAAUACAGAGAAGCAGCUUCAUUUUACGAAAAAUCUCUUGAGAUUUACCGAAAAACUCUUCCGGAAGACGAUCCUUCAUUAGCUACUUCUUACAACAAUAUAGGUCUAGCGUAUAACGAGAUGGAUGAUCGCUCGAAUGCACUUCAAUUUUACGUAAAAGCACUUAAAAUCUAUGAAGAGGCUCUGCCUGUGGAUGAUCCCGCGUUUGCUGAUUCUUACAACAACAUUGGUGGAGUAUAUAAAGAUAUGGGUGACUAUUCGAAAGCACUAGAAUUUUACGAAAAAGCAUUUAAAAUAGAUGAAAAAACUCUACCUUCGAAUCAUCCCGAUUUGGCUAUUUCCUACAGCAACUGCGGUUCAGUGUAUAGCAAAAUGGGUGACUAUUCGAAAGCACAUCAAUUUUACGAAAAAGCACUUAAAAUAAGAGAAAAAGUUCUGCCUCCGAAUCAUCCAGAUUUGGCUGAAUCCUACAAUAACAUUGGUCUAAUGUAUAAUAACAUGAGUGACUAUUCAAAAGCACUCUCAUUUCUGGAAAAGGCACUUGGUAUCUUACAAAUGACACUUCCACCUACACAUUCUCGUAUUCAAAGUGUGAAAACAGCUAUUGAUAAUGUAAAAAAGAUAUAA